Messenger RNA from Colletotrichum phormii, 636 nucleotides. RefSeq lists its product as uncharacterized. The transcript is spliced from 2 exons. Lineage: Eukaryota; Fungi; Ascomycota; Sordariomycetes; Glomerellales; Glomerellaceae. The record is from RefSeq and is a predicted model, not a curated record. The coding region runs from base 1 to 636 and encodes 211 amino acids.
AUGGCUCUCUCAUUACUCAUCAGCUUCGCCACUGCCGUGGGCGCUUCAGAAGGUAUUAAGGCUUCUAUGGCCAAAUCCCGUCGAGAGGAGCACCGGAGUCGGAAAAACAAUCUCAUAGUGCACUGUCCCAAGUCGUCACAGUUCAGUCUUUACCUUGAAGGACGCCAAGUGGUCCUAUCUGGCGAUAGACUAUUUGCCGACACCGGCACAGCUCAUGAUGUCCCUUUCGGUCACCCGUUUGAAGGUUAUUAUCUUCCAUACCCGGACUCACGCUUCUCCGGACUGGUGAGCACCAUUACUCACGAGGCACCCAUCAUGAAUUGGAUAUUCAUUGACCCCGUCACUUAUCAAGUCCGCUUUGGUAACCGUGCCAUGGCCGAUGAUAAUGUGACUGGGCCAUGGGAAUGCACUCGACAAGACCGAAGGCUCACAUUUUGUGGAUGGGAAGGCUUCUGCGCAGUCUUAGAAGAUAGUGGCAUUUGGGGAUUAUAUUUUGACUGUGAUGGUGACGGCUUUCGGCAGAAAGUGGGCUGGGAAAGCCGCAUAGUCAUCGAGAUUGAGCUUAUCCGACGGGAAUUGAGAACCGGAAAGCCGGAAUACAUUAACUCUGAGGAGGAGCCGAAAGGCCAGGAGUAA